AGCAACUUCGAGGAACGAGAACGAGCCCCCCGAAACGGAAAAAUGAAAGCGAAAUUGAUUGUGGUAUUCUGGCUGGGUGCCAUAUUAGUCACUUUCCUGCUGGAUUUCGCCGAAGGCAGGCGACUUCUGAGUCAGCUGAAAGCCGAGGGCGAGUGUGAUUUCGACUUCAAGGAACAGCCGGAGGAUUUCUUCGGCAUGCUGGAUUCCCUGCCGCAGGUGCCCCCUGACGAGCCAAAGGAUGUCACUCAUCUUCAAGUGGAGACAGAAGGACAAUAUUCGGGGAGACGCCGGAAGCCGACGCACAAAUCGCGUAACAAAGCCCGGCUGAGAUUACUCCCGCCACUUCUCUGGACGGAUGAAGCCGAAGAUGUCCUUCAGCCGAGCAGGAAUCAAUAUUCUGAGGCGAAACCAAGGCAAAGGGUAAGGAGAGCUGUCACCGUGAGGAAGGAGAGGACCUGGGACUACGGGGUCAUUCCCUACGAGAUCGACGGGAUUUUCAGCGGAGCCCACAAGGCGCUUUUUAAACAGGCAAUGCGCCACUGGGAGAACUUCACUUGCAUCAAGUUCGUGGAGCGCGAUGCCAGUUUGCAUGCUAACUACAUAUACUUUACAGUCAAGAACUGCGGUUGCUGUUCCUUUCUGGGCAAAAGUGGCAAUGGUCGGCAGCCCAUUUCUAUAGGUCGAAACUGUGAAAAGUUCGGCAUUAUAAUCCACGAACUGGGUCACACCAUUGGUUUCCAUCACGAGCAUGCUCGUGGAGAUCGGGAUGAGCACAUCAUCAUCAACAAGGCGAACAUCAUGAGGGGACAGGAGUACAACUUCGAUGUCCUUUCGCCGGAAGAAGUUGAUCUACCUUUGCUUCCCUACGAUCUGAACUCCAUUAUGCACUAUGCCAAGAACUCCUUUUCGAAGAGUCCCUACCUGGAUACCAUCACACCCAUUGGAGUUUCACCAGGAACUCCCUUGGAGUUGGGACAGAGAAGGCGCCUCAGUCGAGGGGAUAUUGUCCAGGCGAAUCUCCUCUACAAAUGCGCCUCCUGCGGACGCACUUAUCAGCAGAAUUCCGGACAGAUUGUGAGUCCCCAUUUUGUGUACUCGGGUAAUGGAGUUCUUAGCGAAUUCGAGGGCAGCGGAGAUGCAGAAGAGGAUGUUUCGCCGCCAGGAUCAGAGUUCGAUGAAUCCCUGACCAACUGCGAGUGGAGGAUCACGGCCACCAAUGGAGAGAAGGUUAUCCUGCAUCUGCAGCAGCUGAACUUGAUGAGUUCCACGGACUGUUCGCAGGAUUAUCUGGAGAUCAGGGAUGGCUAUUGGCACAAGUCUCCUUUGGUGAGACGUCUGUGUGGAAAUGUCAGCGGGGAGGUCAUCACCACUCAAACCAGUCGCAUGCUCCUCAACUAUGUAAACCGGAAUGCGGCCAAAGGUUAUCGAGGGUUCAAGGCCAGUUUCGAGGUGGUUUGUGGAGGAGAUAUUCAGCUGACCAGGGAUCAGUCCAUAGACUCACCCAACUAUCCACUGGAUUACAUGCCAGACAAGGAGUGCGUGUGGCGCAUAACAGCCCCAGAAAAUCACCAGGUGGCUCUAAAGUUCCAGAGCUUCGAGCUGGAGAAGCACGAUGGCUGUGCCUACGAUUUCGUGGAGAUUCGGGAUGGCAACCAGAAUGAUUCCCGGCUCAUAGGACGCUUCUGUGGGGACAAACUGCCUCCGAAUAUAAAAACCCGCAGCAAUCAGAUGUACAUUCGCUUUGUCUCCGAUUCAUCGGUGCAAAAACUGGGCUUCUCCGCCGCCUUGAUGCUCGAUGUGGAUGAGUGCAAGUUCACGGAUCACGGCUGUCAGCACUUCUGCAUCAACACCUUGGGCAGUUACCAGUGUGGCUGUCGAGCGGGAUUUGAACUGCAGGCCAAUGGAAAGACCUGCGAGAAUGCCUGCGGAGGAGUAGUGGAUGCUACAAAGUCCAAUGGUUCGCUCUACUCACCUUCCUAUCCGGAUAUGUAUCCCAAUUCGAAGCAGUGCGUUUGGGAGGUGGUUGCCCCACCGAAUCACGCCGUCUUCCUAAACUUCACCCACUUUGAUUUGGAGGGCACGCGAUUCCAGUACACCAAGUGCAACUAUGAUUACCUCCAAAUAUACUCCAAGCUCAGGGAUAAUAGGCUGAAGAAGAUUGGCAUUUAUUGUGGUCAUGAUUUGCCACCGGUUGUGAACUCCGAGCAAAGUGUUUUGAGAUUGGAGUUCUAUUCGGAUAGAACUAUACAGCGAAGUGGUUUUGUGGCCAAGUUUGUGAUAGACUUGGAUGAGUGCUCGAUAAACAAUGGCGGCUGCCAGCACAGAUGCAAAAACACCUUUGGAUCCUACCAAUGCAGCUGUCGAAAUGGUUACACCCUGGCUGAAAACGGACACAAUUGCACGGAGACGCGUUGCAAGUUCGAGAUCACCAGCUCCUACGGACUCCUCCAAAGUCCGAACUAUCCAGAGGAUUAUCCCCGCAAUAUAUACUGCUACUGGCACUUUCAGACCGUUUUGGGCCACCGAAUUCAGUUGACUUUCCACGACUUCGAGGUGGAGAGCCACCAGGAGUGCAUCUACGAUUACGUGGCCAUUUACGAUGGCCGUUCCGAGAACAGCUCCACGUUGGGCAUCUAUUGUGGUGGUCGAGAACCCUAUGCGGUAAUUGCCUCCUCCAACGAGAUGUUUAUGGUUUUGGCCACCGAUGCCGGUUUGCAGAGGAAGGGCUUCAAAGCCACCUUUGUUUCCGAGUGCGGUGGCUAUUUGCGGGCCACCAAUCAUUCGCAGACCUUCUAUUCGCAUCCGCGGUAUGGGAGUAGGCCUUACAAGCGGAACAUGUACUGCGACUGGCGCAUUCAGGCGGACCCGGAGAGCAGCGUUAAGAUUCGGUUCCUGCACUUUGAGAUUGAGUACUCGGAACGGUGUGACUACGACUAUCUGGAGGUCACCGAGGAGGGCUACUCCAUGAACACCAUACACGGGAAAUUUUGUGGCAAGCACAAGCCGCCGAUUAUCGUCUCCAAUUCGGAUACACUGCUACUGCGAUUCCAAACGGACGAGAGUAACUCGCUGAGGGGAUUUGCCAUUUCCUUUAUGGCCGUGGAUCCACCAGAGGAUUCAGCGGGAGAGGAUUUCGAUGCAGUCACUCCGUUUCCGGGUUACCUCAAGAGCAUGUAUUCCUCGGAAGCGGGUAGCGAAAACCUGCCAAGCACCCAUAUCUUGCCGCCAAGCAGGCUAAUCUAAACAGAUUAUUGUUUGUUGUUGAAAUUUGUAAAUAAAUUGUGAAUGAAACUCAUUUCGA
Drosophila ficusphila is the source of this 3301-nucleotide messenger RNA. RefSeq names its product dorsal-ventral patterning protein tolloid. Gene Ontology annotation, molecular function: calcium ion binding; metalloendopeptidase activity; zinc ion binding. Gene Ontology annotation, biological process: proteolysis. NCBI's taxonomy places the organism in Eukaryota, Metazoa, Arthropoda, Insecta, Diptera, Drosophilidae. The record is from RefSeq and is a predicted model, not a curated record.